Molecule: messenger RNA, 465 nt
Organism: Closterium sp. NIES-65
Lineage: Eukaryota; Viridiplantae; Streptophyta; Zygnematophyceae; Desmidiales; Closteriaceae
Source: the annotation of a GenBank genome assembly
AUGCGAAACGAGACAAGCUCGAGGAUGGAGUUCUUGAGUGGAGAUGAUUUUCAAGAUGAUGAUGAUGAUGAUGAUGAUGAUGAUGAUGAUGAUGAUGAUGAUGAUGAUGAUGAUGAUGAUGAUGAUGAUGAUGAUGAUGAUGAUGAUGAUGAUGAUGAUGAUGAUGAUGAUGAUGAUGAUGAUGAUGAUGAUGAUGAUGAUGAUGAUGAUGAUGAUGAUGUUGGUGCCGAUGUGGCCAGUGCAGCAGAUGUUGAUGGUGCUGACGUGGACGGAGUGGCCCAAAUUGCCCCACUCUCAUGCGUUCCCCCCACCCCAUUCCCUUGCGCCCCUCCUUCCCCAGCAGCAGCAGGAUCCGUGGGAAGAAGAGAGGGUGAGGCGGACGGAGGAGGGGGGAGGGCCUUGAGAGCGGAGUGGAGGAGGGAGAAGGGGAGGGCGAGGGCGGGGAGGAGCACACCGGAGCGAUGA